Hyla sarda is the source of this 5953-nucleotide messenger RNA. It is a transcript of the gene ADGRB2, whose product is annotated as adhesion G protein-coupled receptor B2. Bases 873 to 5303 code for a protein of 1476 amino acids. The transcript is spliced from 31 exons. Gene Ontology annotation, molecular function: G protein-coupled receptor activity. Gene Ontology annotation, cellular component: plasma membrane. Lineage: Eukaryota; Metazoa; Chordata; Amphibia; Anura; Hylidae. The record is from RefSeq and is a predicted model, not a curated record. Gene Ontology annotation, biological process: negative regulation of angiogenesis; adenylate cyclase-activating G protein-coupled receptor signaling pathway; cell surface receptor signaling pathway.
GCCGAGAGAUGGACGAGAAGAUACACUGAGCCUGGUACACUCAGUGGGGGCACAGCUGCCAGUGUAGAACAGACAGGAGCUUGCUCUAUCCUUCACUGAUAUCAAGCAUCAUCACAGCCUGUGGACUGAGGACUGGCAUUAGGCAGCGAGACAUAGGCACCAGGGACAGCACCGGCACAGCUGGCACAUCAGACCUGGGUAUACGCAUCGCAUAUUGUACCGGAAUCUUACAGAGUAUCAGACUGUGCCCAACCUCCGUCACCUGGCAGAGGCCCCUGGGAUCGUCUGCUGGAGACAUACCCGGCCACAUAAUACUACACUGUAAGAAAGCAGGGGAACGAGAAAAAGCCAAAGAGAUGGAAGUGAGUGAAGGAUGCAGAGAAGCACUGAGUUAAGGAGGAGGCACUGAGAGGAGUGAGGGGGGAGCAGGGAGCGAGAGGCUGGGGAAGGAGGGAGAAGGGAUCCAGAGCCGAGAGAUGGAGGAGAAGAUACACUGAGCCUGGUACACAUACAAUGCACUAGCUCUAUGCGGUAGAGAAGGACCUGUCCCCUGCACACGUCCUCUCCUCACACCCCGAGCACAUCCCGACACAAGGAGGCAGCUGGAAGCCACAGGAAUAAACUUAUCCAGGGAGAUGUGACAGAGAAAAGCACAGGAAGACCCCCAGAUCAUGGGACAUCCCAGGCGGCAGGAUAAAGCCUCCCCCUUUAUAAAGUACUGCUAACAGCGACCAGAUAGCAGCCUGCUGCAAUACUCUACCCUGUAAAAGAAUGUCAAUGAAGAAAUGGAUUAAAAUGGAAGGCAUCUGUUAUACUUUGUGAUUCGAUCAAAUUUAAAACGGAAGCCCAAAGUCAGGGGCCCAUGUCAUAGGAUGAACACUGCUUGUCCCCUCUUACUAUCUGUGAUAUCGUCUCUUGUCUUGUGCUCUUGGGGUUCUCACCCCACACCGAGCACAUGCUCGGCUUUGGCUUCUGGAGUUCUGUACGGAGCCUUUUCUCUUAAGGACCUAUUUCCUGUUUUCUCCCCUGGCUGCUCUUGGACCCUGGAAAAUCCAGACCCAACAAAAUACACAUUGUACCUGAAGUUCACACACGAGGAGCAAGUGUGCUCUCAUUUAUCCCCCAUGGUGCAACCUUUGGAUCAUUAUCUUCCCAACCACACUUGCAACCAUCCUGAAGAGGGAGCAGAAGAAGCUCGUGAACUUUGUAUAUCUGGAUCACCUUUUACUUUCUCUCAUUUUGACAAAAAUUUCCUUCGGAUAUGUUUGUCUGAGCAACCCCUGUCCAUUCAGCUACUACCUGACUCUAUCUUGAGUUUUCGCUUUGUGGAGGUGCUCUUAGUCAACCACGAUAACUCUAGUCAGUUUGCCUGUGGAGUACUAUGCCGAUGGUUUGAGGAGUGCUUAAGAGCUCGUGACUGGGGUGUACUUUGUGGAUUGACACAGACUGGCUGUACCUGCCCUGAAACAGCAGCCCGUGGACGAAACGAUUCAGUCUCCAAUUCCAUCAUUCCUGCAGGACAUAAUAGUGACUGCUGCGUUACACAACUACUCCCUGGAAGCAGCAACGAGGCCCAAUACCCCCGCCCAAUACCUUAUGGUGAAGAUGAACAGGAAGAGAAUCAGAAGGUCAAAACCCAGAGGCCACGAUCUGCAGAUGAGCCUGCUAUCUACAUGGCACAGACAGGAGACCCUGCUGCUGAAGGAUGGUCACAAUGGGGAGUUUGCUCGAUAACAUGUGGUCAAGGCACUCAAGUACGCACCCGCUCCUGUGUAUCUUCUCCUUAUGGGACACUGUGCAGCGGUCCAUUGAGAGAAACACGGACUUGCAACAACACAGCUACUUGCCCUGUGGAAGGGAUAUGGCUGGAUUGGGGCCCAUGGGGAAGAUGCUCGGUAACAUGUUCCAAUGGAACUCAACAGAGGACAAGAAAGUGCGGCAGCCAGGCUGGAGGAGAGUGCAGAGGGCAACAAACAGACACCAGGGAUUGCCCCAACCUUGAAUGCCCAGGGGAUGGAAAAUGGGGCCCGUGGAAUCAUUGGAGCUUGUGCUCCAAAACAUGUGACAGUGGCUGGCAGCGUCGCUACCGGAUGUGUCAGGGAACAGGAUUGCAAGGAUAUCCGUGCGAGGGCUCCGGGGACGAGGUCAGGACGUGCAAUGAAAAGAAAUGCCCAGCGUUACAUGAAAUGUGCAAAGAUGAGUAUGUCUUAUCCAUGACCUGGAAGAAAGCAGCUGCAGGCGAAAUCGUGUACAACAAGUGUCCUCCAAAUGCCACAGGAUCGGCUAGUCGUCGCUGUCUGAUCAGUCCCCAGGGUGUCGCCUACUGGAGCUCACCGAGUUUUGCCCGUUGUGUUUCGCAUGACUACAGACAUCUUCACCUUGCACUCCGCGAACACUUGGCAAAAGGUCAGCGCCUAUUAGCGGGUCAAGGGAUGACACAGGUAGUACGGAGCAUGUUGGAAUUGGUAUCAGCUAAGAACUACUACAGUGGAGACCUUCUGUUCUGUGUUGAGAUCUUGCGCAAUGUAACUGAUACAUACAAGAGAGCCACUUAUAUACCCUCCUUUGAGGACAUACAGAAGUUUUUCCAUGCUGUCAGCCACAUCCUGGAUGCAGAUAAUAGAGAGAAGUGGGAGGACGCUCAGCAGGUGGCCCCAGGCUCAGUUCUCCUUAUGAAGGUGCUUGAAGAUUACAUCCACCUGGUUGGAGAUGCGCUAAAGCCUUUCCAGAGUUCCAUUAUUGUCACCGAGAAUCUGGUUAUUAGUAUCCAGAGGGAACCUGUCUCAGCGGUUUCCAGUGAUAUUAACUUCCCCAUGAAAGGUCGUCGCGGGAUGAAUGACUGGGCUAGAAACUCUGAGGAUAAACUUUUCAUUCCCAAAGAAGUUCUCUCUUUGCCCCAAGCAGAGACGGAGGACUCUGCGUACUUUGUGAUAGGUGCAGUGCUUUACCGUACUCUCGGGCUCAUCUUACCUCCUCCAAGUAAUUCCCUAGCUGUCAGUUCAAAGGUUCUGACUGUCACUGUCCGUCCUCUCACCAAACCUGUAGAGCAGCUAGUGGUGGUAGAGUUAUCACAUAUAAUCAAUGGCACAUCAAGUCCCCAGUGCGCUGUAUGGGAUUACUCUAAAAGUGAUGUAUCCAGUGGAACCUGGGACACUGAAAGCUGCCAGACCCUACCAACCCAUCCAUCUCACACCAAAUGCCUUUGCAACCAGCUUUCCACCUUUGCAGUCUUGGCACAACUUCCCAAGGAGUUGGUAAUGGAUAUCUCUGGUUCUCCGUCGGUCCCUUUGAUGAUUGGCUGUGCUGUAUCCUGCAUGGCUUUGCUCAUUCUUCUUGCUGUUUACGCAGCAUUUUGGAGAUUCAUUCGUUCUGAGCGUUCAAUCAUCCUACUCAAUUUCUGUUUGUCCAUUCUUGCUUCUAAUGUUCUGAUUCUGGUUGGACAAUCACAAGCCCUCAGCAAAGCUGUUUGUGCUUUGAUCGCUGCUUUUUUGCACUUUUUCUUUCUUUCCUCUUUUUGUUGGGUGCUAACAGAGGCUUGGCAGUCCUACCUGGCUGUCAUUGGGCAAAUGAGGACACGUCUGGUCCGUAAGCGUUUUUUGUGCCUGGGAUGGGGGUUACCAGCACUUGUGGUUGCAGUUUCUGUUGGCUUUACGAGAACAAAGGGAUACGGGACGCCCCAUUACUGCUGGCUGUCUCUGGAAGGGGGGCUUCUCUAUGCCUUUGUGGGACCAGCAGCAGUCAUUGUUCUGGUGAACAUGCUCAUUGGCAUAAUUGUCUUCAACAAACUAAUGUCUCGGGACGGUAUCUCAGACAAAUCCAAAAAGCAGAGAGCAGGAAUUGAGAUAUCCUGCAGGAACCUGGCGCUGAUAUGUUCCACUUGCGGAGUGCUGCCCAGUGCAAAUCUAUCCGCAGCUACUGCCAGCAAUGCCGUGGCAUCUCUCUGGAGCUCCUGCGUGGUCCUUCCUCUGCUCGCCCUCACGUGGAUGUCUGCAGUUUUGGCUAUGACUGACCGCAGAUCCAUCCUCUUCCAAGUCCUGUUUGCGGUAUUCAAUUCUGUUCAAGGCUGUGUGAUCAUUACAGUACAUUGCUUCCUGCGCCGGGAGGUACAAGAAGUAGUAAAAUGCCAAAUGGGUGGGUGCCGUAGUGAUGAAAAUGAAGAUUCUCCAAACUCCUGCAAGAAUGGUCAACUCCAGAUCAUGUCAGAAUUUGAAAAGGAUGUUGACCUGGCUUGUCAGUCUGAUGAGAAAGGAUCAUGGUACACAGCACACGGGGAAACUGUUCUCUUCAAGGAACUAAACACAUGCCACCCUUCCAGUGUGACUGGAGCCCUAUCGAGAAUAUCUUUAGAUGAUGAAGAUGACUUAAAGCUGCACAAAGUUGGUGAUGGGCUCAGCUUCUCCCACCUUCCUGGGAACCUCUCCUCUCCAGGAGGAAUUCUUUUGCAGGUGCCCAAAAUAACUCACAAUCAAGUCAAUGAGCUUAAUGAACCCCUUCCCAAAAAAGAAAUUAAUUUGGAGCGUGGCCCCCUUUAUUUGUGUCCAGAGGGAAAUUUGUGGCCUUUAGACUUUGGGGAUGUUCCUCAGGAGCCAUCACUGGAAAGUGAGUAUAUGGUUCUCCCCAGACGGACUUUGAGUCUCAAACCUUUUAACCGGGACCAAGGAAAAUUCAACAUGAAGCUUUCCGAAUUGGGAAAAGGUCGCCAACAAAGUGAGACGGAUAGUUACCCUAAUUUCCUGUCAGUGGACCACAUUAACGUGAAUCUCACCCCACCCUAUGUUCCAGCACAGCAUCAGUAUGGAUUACCAUUUAAACAACCACCCUCUGUCCGCCAGAUCCUGGCAUCAGAGAUGAAUGAGCGGAGUCGUACAAUGCCUCGCACGGUGCCUGGUCCAUCUAUGAGUGCUGGGUCUCUAGAGAAACCACACCAACCUGUCCCUGUCUUUCUCCCUCAGCGGAAGCGGUUGAGAUACUCAGAUUUGGACUUUGAGAAAGUGAUGCACACAAGAAAGAGACAUUCAGAGCUUUAUCAUGAAUUGAACCGCAAGUUCCACACUUUGGAAAGGUAUCGGGAUGCCAGUGCAAAGAGAGACAAACGUUGGAGCAUAUCCUCAGGAGGAGCCGUGGAAAGAACCUCAGCUAGCGAGAAGACAAGUCCGGCUGGCCCUCAUCAAAAGGUUUGGGAUAGCUAUAGAGCACGUUCUUCUCAGAUCCAUGACCGAUUGGGCCUGCGUUGUGUGGAUUGGGAUCAGCCUCCACGUGUAUCUAUGGAUAUGUCAGAUGGGGACUAUCAGACUGAAGUAUAAGGCAAUCUUCCCUUUUACCUAUUAAUUUUAUUAACCUCUUCAUUACCUGACACACUGGAGAAACAGUCACAAGGUGUGUUUGGUCUGCGCCCACAGAGGAUUACACUUGGAGUACUCACUGGAAAUGUACCUGAAUGUAUGCCAAAUAAGACAACAAAGUCAGAAGUUAUGAUGCCAACGAAUGAAAUGGUGAUGGCCAAUGGACUGAGAAACUCUCUGGAGAUGCAUCUCUCUGAUUUCAGGAUAAUACGUCCAGGAACAGUUUUUCACUUUAUUGUAAGGAGGUUCCAGGCAGCAAGAGGUUGUCUGUUCUCUUUAUAAACACACAUAUGUUGUUCUGUCACACAACUUCCUCUGUCCUGCUUCCUGGGCAUUGCUUGUCAAGUGACCACUUUCUUCCAGUUUUAUUGCCUCCCCCCUCUACUCUGCCUCCCGCCAUAUUCAGGCAGGGGAGAUGGCCAUAACCUUGCUUGAUGGACAUCUAAAAAAGGUCAGCCAAACUGGACUGGACUGGCCUAUCGUGCUCCAUGCAGAGGUUACUGAACUACAGGGCAGGGAGAAAGGGGGUCAGGUGGCACUGGGUUUUAAAAAUGCCUAGAAUUUGUUUAAAAAGGAGAAAAAAAAAUAAAAAAAAAUCUUUUGAAACGUGA